AUGGCGACCACUUCUCUCCAGUGCUCCCGGCUGAGCUGCCAGCUCUUCUCCCGCUCCACACAACGAGCAUCGCGACCGUCCGAUUCCAUCAAGACCGACUCCUUCGCUCACGGCACGAAGCUCGCGCUGACCGCCGUGCAGAGGAGAGCAUCGAAGUUCGCACCCAAGGCCUCCGUCGCUGUGCAACCAACGGCGAAUGCGGAGACGAUCAGCGCGGACGAUCGGCUCAGGUUGAAGGAGAGCGAGGAUGCGUCCAAGCCUUACUCUGUGAUUGAGGUCGAUGCUGCGGAGAAGAAGGAUUUCAAUGUCGCGACAGUUGUUGCCGUUCAGGACGUCGCUCCUGAUGUGCGAGUGGUGACGGUCAAUGCGGAAAUCUCGAGAGAGUUCAUUCCCAUUGACCAGGCCUACACGAAGCCCGGGCAGACCGUGCUGGUGCGCGUGGCGGAGGGAGAGCCCGUGGUGACGUACGUGUCGAGCCCGCCGUUCCCCAGCGAGAGCAACUGGCGCGUGCUGUACAAGCUGCGCGGCGACAUCCCCGCCGGGGCCACCAAGGCGCCGCAAUACGCGCUGUCUGUGAAGCACCCGCUCGAGCUGCACAUCACGCCCGACCACCCUCUCUACAACAUGCAGCCCGGAGCUGAGUUAGAGGUCGGGGCCUUCCAGGCCAACGGGCUGGACCUGCGGCCAAUCAUGUUCCUCUCGCGGUUCCCCACGCUGCUCAUCUUUGCCGCGGGCAACGGCAUUGCGGCGGCGCGGACGCUCAUAGAGGCCUCGGAUGUGGGCUCACUGUUCCUCAACAUGCGCUCCGAAGUGCGGCUCUUCUACUCCGCUCCCUCGCCCUCAGCCGUGGCUUACAAGGACCACUUUGCCCAAUGGGAGAAGCUGAAUGCGAAGGUGAGGCCGACUGUGGACGCGACAAACGGGGAGGAGUGGGACGGGCUGGUGGGGUCGUUUAUGGAUGCGUUCGACGCGGACGACUUGGAGUACGACCCUGAGCUCACAGCCGCUGUGGUGUUUGGCGACAAGCAGUCCAACCAAGCUGCGCUGCAAGUGCUGAAGGAGGCCGGGGUUCCUGAGAAGAGCAUCUUGGUUUGGGAUGCAUAG
Molecule: messenger RNA, 1104 nt
Organism: Closterium sp. Naga37s-1
Lineage: Eukaryota; Viridiplantae; Streptophyta; Zygnematophyceae; Desmidiales; Closteriaceae
Source: the annotation of a GenBank genome assembly